Colletotrichum phormii is the source of this 1168-nucleotide messenger RNA. RefSeq lists its product as uncharacterized. Bases 61 to 999 code for a protein of 312 amino acids. The record is from RefSeq and is a predicted model, not a curated record. Lineage: Eukaryota; Fungi; Ascomycota; Sordariomycetes; Glomerellales; Glomerellaceae. The transcript has 3 exons.
UUAUGACCGACGUAGGCUCGCGUUCGACGUGCUAAAGCUCUCUCCUCAUCACCAGCAACGAUGAACGUCUUUGUCGUUCCAGCGUCUCCCAAGACGGGGCAGGCGACGAUCCAAUCCCUCCUUGAUCAUCCUUCACAACCACACGUCACGGGCGUAUAUCGAGAUUUAGGAAGGAUACCAGCUAGGUUUAAGGAUCAUCCUCGAUUUCGGGCGAUCAAGGGCGAUGUUGCCGAUGUUUCGAGUCUCAAAUUUGCUGGUGCCGAUGUCAUCGUAUCUAUCACGCCUCCGCAGUAUUCCGAGUCCAAGCCUAUAACGAGAGCACGUGAGAUGGCAGCGAAUGUCAAGUUUGCUAUUAGCAGGGUUGGGUGUUCGGUGAAGCGUUUGGUAUAUGUGUCUAGCAUAGGAGCUCAUCUGGAGCAUGGGACGGGCGAGAUAAGAACGAAUUACGAGGCAGAACAAGCCCUCAUCGGUGCGGCUCCCGAGGUAGUCUUUAUUCGAUGCGCCUACUUCAUGGAGAAUUGGGCGGCAGUACUUGAGAACGCGAAUAAUAAUCCGCCACAUUUCUCUUCUGUGUUAUGUCCCAUAGACUACGCAAUACCCAUGGUCUCGGUGAAAGAUGUUGGUCGAACAUGCGCAAAGGAAGCCCUCGCGGCAGGCUCGCCUAUGCGACAUAAUCCCUACAUCUUCAAUUUGCACGGACCGGAAUCCUACUCAACGAAAGAUGUGCACAGAGCGGUGGAAGACAUAACAUACAAUUACAACAAGUACAGUUACCGCAAGGACAAUGACGACAAGGUUGAGCUAAGGCUGGUAGAAAAUGAGCAGCUAGAGGACUUCUUCGCACAAUUAUAUCAGCCACCGACGGCUCAACUAUUCGUGGAGAUGACGAGGAGUCUCCUGCCUGGAGGGAUCGUAGCCGGGGAUAUGCGAGAGGGUCAUUUGCUUCAGAGGGGGAGCGAAUCACUGAGCGAGGUGAUUAGAGACAUCCUCAAGAAAUGAAAGAAAAGAAAAUUGCAGAAUAUGGGCGACUUGAAUAACAAGCGAGCGCUGUUUCGACGAGACUGAGAGGAGAGGAAAGAAGAAGGAAGAGAAAAACAAGGGCCUACAAAACGGAACACGCGCACGGGCUGCAAGAUGACUACGUAAAUCACAAACUGGCCCAAAGAAU